Messenger RNA from Entrophospora candida, 1167 nucleotides. Lineage: Eukaryota; Fungi; Glomeromycota; Glomeromycetes; Entrophosporales; Entrophosporaceae. The record is from the annotation of a GenBank genome assembly.
AUGCCAAUUCAUAAACCAUAUGCAAGUUAUAUACGUUCAUGGAAGGCAAAAUCACCAAUUAUUCAAUUACACUUGGUUUUACUAGAAAUUGAUUCAUUUCAAGAAACCAACAAACUAGAUCAUGUAAAGAAACCUUAUAAUAACAAUAAAUCUGUUGGAUUACCAAAAUUUCGAUAUAAAUAUUUAGAACAUAAAUUGACUUUGUACUUGGUGCAUAAUGGGCAAAUUUUUAUCCCUCUUGAAGCUUUAGAAGGAAUUGAAAAAAUUAGUGAUAGAAUUAAUUAUCAUUGGAAUUCAGAGUACACAGCUGGAAAGAAAAAAGUAAUUACUGAAAAUAUGAAAAGUGCAAAAUCAAUUACUUUAUAUAUGCAUAAAGAUGUAUCAGAACAAGAAAUUGAUAUAGCAGGAUUGCACAUAAAUUAUAUGAUAAAAGCUAGAAAAAAUAAAUCUUACUCAAGUUGGAAAGAUGAUUGGGGUAAAAUUUCAGAUAGUAACAAUUAUAGUAAAAAAAAGCAUGAUGGUAAUUUUAAUAAAAAUAAGAAGUAUGGUAAUGACUACAAAUAUAAUAAUAGUAAUAGUGAUAAAAAUAUGAAUGAUUAUGAUGAGAAUAAAAAAGGAGUUAAUAAUUAUAAUAAUAAUAGUGACAGUGACAAAUUUUGUUAUCAAAAAUUCAAAAUCCUAACUCCAAAAAACAAUAAAAAUGGCAAUAAUAAUAACAGCAGUAAUAAUAAUAAUACUUCAAAUAAUAAUGUUGAAGUUGAUUUAAUUAAUAGCAGUAUUAAUGAUAACAAUGAUGAUAAUAAUAACAAUAGUAAUAAUAAGGAAAGAAUUAAGAAUGAAAAAAAUGCAAAACAAUUAAUUAUAAAGUUACAUCACAGCAACACUGACGAGGUCAAAAAUUAUCUCAUCACCAAAUCCUACAAACUUUCCAAUCUAACAAAUUUAAUAGAAAAAUCAUACAAUUUUGCCACAGGUACUAUCAAACAAUUAAAGUAUAAAGAUUACUUUAAUAAUUUUGUUAAAAUAACAAAUGAUUUAGAAUUUCAAAUUGCUAUUUCGAUUUAUAAAAUUGAUAAAAACAAUCCCAAUAGUAGUAGUAAUAAUAAUGAAAAAUUUGAAUUAUGGUAUGAUCAACAAGAUCAACAAUUUAAAGAAAUAAAAAUGUAA